AUCCACAGCUAAAUGUUGUACAUCAGGUUUCUAGUUCGGCCAAAGAACUCUCAGACUGGCUUCUGUCUGAAGAAAGUUUGAUUUCUCUGCACAGAUUUGGGUAGCCUGUAACUUGACCUUGAAGAUGGCAUCUCAAGGUUACCUGUGGCUCCUGUUUGUGUUCACCUUGCCUGGUGAUGUGUUCGUCGUGCAAGCCCCUUUCCUAUCUCCUUUCUUCUUUUUGUGUAAUUACCAUGGAAACGUCCAGGAAUUGGGUGUUGAUCAGGGGGAAGUUGCUCUCAGUGUGUCUGUAUCGGGAAACCCGGAGUACUACGUUCCUGGGAAAUUCUAUGAAAUAACGGUGUCCUCUAGCAUGAACUUUAAUGGCUUUCUGCUGACUGGUCUGUAUACACUGUCAGACUUUGCUGCUGUUAAUCUGCCUGGGUUUACGAACCCUGCUGUACAGGCAGGCCAUGCUGUGGGACAAAAUCUCAUGUGCUCCAUUGUCCACUCCCACAUGAGCCGUAAGCCUCAGCACCAACUGUCAAUCAUGUGGCUGUCUCCGCCCUCCGGUACAGGCUGCAUAAGCUUCCUAGCAACUGCAACUUUAGGUGACCAGGUGUUGUUCAAAGACACAACAGUUUUACACAUGUGUGAAGAAGGAGCUCCAACCAUGACCCCUCUGAGACCCUUGCUAACAUCCAUCAAUUCUGAUGGUGUCAUACUUAGAGAUGAUUUUGAGUCGGGUAAACAAUUCAAUAAAUCCAUUUGGGCGCUGCAUGACGGCACAGGGGUGAGUUCACAGUGUGGCACAGUCCUUCAUGGGGAUGGGGCGGUGUUCUGUGAUGAGCCAGGCAUCAGGACGCUGACAUCAGUGCCAUUAAACCUGACCACUACCUCUGUGCUCCAGUUUGCUAUCACUGCUGGAAUGUGCCGAAGAAACCCGGGCUUGGACAAAACUCAUCUCUGUCCAGUUUGGCUUAAAUGACUGCACUGACUGGAGAAAUAUUGAAAGUCUCAGUCCUCCGUACCACAACCUUGCUGAGAUUCACCUGGUCCAUAUACCUGAGGAAGCUCGUUUGCCAGGAACCUGUUUGAGAUGGUUCCAGCCGCGGUCUGGAGGUGCGUACAAAGGAUGCUGGGUACUGGACA
Liolophura sinensis is the source of this 1131-nucleotide messenger RNA. RefSeq names its product reelin-like. The record is from RefSeq and is a predicted model, not a curated record. Gene Ontology annotation, molecular function: lipoprotein particle receptor binding. Bases 125 to 967 code for a protein of 280 amino acids. Lineage: Eukaryota; Metazoa; Mollusca; Polyplacophora; Chitonida; Chitonidae. Gene Ontology annotation, biological process: neuron migration; central nervous system development. The transcript has 10 exons.